AUGGGCAAAGAUCAUCCUGACGCAAACCUCCACCCAGAGGCAACCGGGCUAGCAGCGAAGACCGUGCAGGCACAUUCCGCAGAGAACGAUCUAAAGCUGUACUCUGGCUGGUUCUGUCCCUUUGUCCAGCGCGUCUGGAUCGCACUUGAAGAAAAGGGUAUUCAAUACCAGUACAUCGAAGUGAAUCCAUACCACAAGCCGCAAUCCCUCCUGGAUCUCAAUCCACGCGGCCUCGUACCGACACUGCAGUACCAGGGCAAGCCGUUGUACGAGAGCACAGUACUUUGCGAGUUCCUGGAAGAAGCCUACCCGGACCACACGCCAAAGCUACUUCCCGACGAUCCAUACCUGCGCGCACGGACUAGGAUCUGGACUGAUUAUGUCGGGUCUCGGAUUAUCCCCGCCUACCACCGCUUUCUGCAGCACCAGGGCGAGGAUGGCCUCAAGGAGAAGCAGACCGCGUUCCUCAACCACCUCAAGGAGUUCACCAGCGAGAUGGAUCCCGAGGGCCCUUUCUUCCUCGGCAAGGAGUUCAGCUUGAUUGAUAUUGUGAUUGCGCCCUGGGCCAACCGUCUCUGGGUGUUCGACCACUUCAAGGGCGGGUCCGGCAUUCCGGAGGAGGGACGGGGUGGUAAUUUCGAAGAAGUCUGGAAACGCUGGAGGAAGUGGUUGAGUGCGGUGGAGAGCAGGAAGAGUGUCAAGGAGACGCUGAGCGACAGGGAGCAUUACUUGCCUAUCUAUGGCCGCUAUGCGAGAGAUGAGGCACAGUCGGAGGCUGCGAAGGCUAUCAGAGCUGGAAGGGGUAUUCCCUAG
Messenger RNA from Ascochyta rabiei, 813 nucleotides. RefSeq names its product Glutathione transferase. The record is from RefSeq and is a predicted model, not a curated record. Bases 1 to 813 code for a protein of 270 amino acids. Gene Ontology annotation, cellular component: cytoplasm. Lineage: Eukaryota; Fungi; Ascomycota; Dothideomycetes; Pleosporales; Didymellaceae. The transcript is spliced from 3 exons. Gene Ontology annotation, molecular function: glutathione transferase activity.